Molecule: messenger RNA, 1470 nt
Organism: Empidonax traillii (willow flycatcher)
Lineage: Eukaryota; Metazoa; Chordata; Aves; Passeriformes; Tyrannidae
Gene: MAP2K2
Product: mitogen-activated protein kinase kinase 2
Exons: 10
Coding region: 222-1133 (303 amino acids)
Biological process (GO): protein phosphorylation
Molecular function (GO): protein kinase activity; ATP binding
Source: RefSeq, a predicted model, not a curated record
GCUCCCUCCUUCUCCUCCUCAGGGCGAACCUGGUGGACCUGCAGAAGAAGCUGGAGGAGCUGGAGCUGGAUGAGCAGCAGAAGAAGCGGCUGGAAGCUUUCCUCACCCAGAAAGCCAAAGUGGGAGAGCUCAAGGACGAUGACUUCGAGAGGAUCUCCGAGCUGGGGGCUGGGAACGGCGGCGUGGUCACCAAAGUGCAGCACAAACCCUCAGGGCUCGUCAUGGCACGGAAGCUGAUUCACCUGGAAAUCAAGCCAGCCAUCAGGAACCAGAUCAUCAGGGAGCUGCAGGUGCUGCACGAGUGCAACUCCCCCUACAUCGUGGGCUUUUACGGAGCCUUCUACAGCGACGGGGAGAUCUCCAUCUGCAUGGAGCACAUGGAUGGCGGCUCUUUGGAUCAAGUGCUGAAAGAAGCCAAAAGAAUUCCCGAGGAAAUCCUGGGCAAAGUCAGCAUAGCGGUUUUACGAGGCUUGGCGUAUCUGCGGGAGAAGCACCAAAUCAUGCACAGAGAUGUGAAGCCUUCCAACAUCCUGGUGAAUUCCCGAGGGGAGAUCAAGCUGUGUGAUUUCGGGGUCAGCGGGCAGCUCAUCGACUCCAUGGCCAACUCCUUUGUGGGAACUCGGUCCUACAUGUCCCCCGAGCGCUUGCAGGGCACUCACUACUCGGUGCAGUCGGACAUCUGGAGCAUGGGGCUGUCCCUGGUGGAGCUGUCGAUCGGAAGGUACCCAAUCCCCCCGCCAGACUCCAAGGAACUGGAAGCAAUAUUUGGCCGUCCCGUGGUGGACGGGGCGGAGGGAGAGUCCCACAGCAUCUCGCCGCGGGCCAGGCCCCCAGGACGCCCCGUCAGUGGCCACGGGAUGGACAGCCGACCUGCCAUGGCCAUCUUUGAACUGCUGGAUUAUAUAGUUAAUGAGCCACCUCCCAAGCUGCCAAGUGGAGUUUUCACGCAAGAUUUCCAGGAGUUUGUAAAUAAAUGCUUAAUUAAAAACCCAGCAGAACGGGCAGAUCUGAAGAUGCUGAUGAGUCACACCUUCAUCAAGCGCUCCGAGGUGGAGGAGGUGGAUUUCGCGGGCUGGCUGUGCCGAACGCUGCGGCUGAACCAGCCCAGCACACCCACCCGCGCUGCCAUGUGAGCCCCGCUGGCACUGCAGCUGCCUCCUGGCACCGUCUCCUCUCCUCCCUUCGGCCACAGAACUGCCCUCCUUCCUCCUUUUCCCAGCCCUCCCACUCCCACCCCCACCCCGAUUCCCAGCGCCAAAGCACCGACCCCCCCCCUCGGAAGCGUCUCCAUCGUCCGACCGCCCCCUGCCCCGGCUGAGCGGGGUUGGUUUCUUUUGAUGUGUCUGUAUAAGGGGGUGUGGGGGGGUUGUUUUCCAGGCCUCUGCUCCGGCUCUGGAGCUCCUGACACUUGGGAAUUGUGGUGCUGCUUGCGUUGAUUUAUUUUUUUGGUUUGGUUGGUUUUUUUUUUUU